This is a messenger RNA of Cornus florida, 4633 nucleotides long. RefSeq names its product pentatricopeptide repeat-containing protein At5g62370. The transcript has 7 exons. NCBI's taxonomy places the organism in Eukaryota, Viridiplantae, Streptophyta, Magnoliopsida, Cornales, Cornaceae. The coding region runs from base 357 to 3365 and encodes 1002 amino acids. The record is from RefSeq and is a predicted model, not a curated record. Gene Ontology annotation, molecular function: protein binding.
AGUAUAUCAGCAACCGUCGUCCCCCACUGCACGUACACCACUCCUCUCUCUCUCUCUCCCUUCUCUCUCUAGUCCACUGUUUAUACCCCAAUUGUUUCUGCAAUUUAUCAAUUUAAAUUCAAUUUAGGUUAGUUGCAUAUAUAUUGGUCUCUGUAUCUUCUCUCUCUAUUUGUUCUUCAUCAGCCUCUUUUUUGCUCAGUCUCUUCCAGGUUUUGUCGCCAUUUUUUUUUUUUUUUUUUUUUAAUCUUCUGGGUUCAUGAAAUUCUCCCGUUUUAUCAACUGAGUCGGUAUCUGAAAUGCUAAUCUCUGCCUCUAAACCAUUUCAAUUUCUCCUCCUAGUCACACAUUGAUCGAAUAUGAUCAAGAAGAAGCCUAAUUCACCCGACCUCUUCUUCUUCAUUAGAACCAGAAAACCAUUCACUGCUUGCCCUUUUCCACUGGAGCCUCCAAGUCCCUCAGUCUCACCUAUCACUCAAGACCACAAAAGUCUCUGCCUUUCAUUAGCAGACCAGCUCAUUCGUCGUGGCUUAUUAUCAUCUGCGCAAAAAGUCAUCCAGCGAAUUGUAUCACAAUGUUCAUCAGUUCCGGAUGCAAUUUCGGCCGUUGAUUUUGCCAUGGUGCGAGGCAUGGAGCUUGACUUGUGUAGCUAUGGUGUCCUUAUACGGAAACUUGUGACUUCUGGUGAAACCAAGAUGGCUGAGUUCCUAUAUAGAGAUAACAUUUUACAUAGAGGUAAGGAUUCUGAUCCAUCGAUAUUGAAUUCAAUGAUUAUUUGUUAUUGUAAGUUAGGACAAUUGGAGGAAGCAAAAUCCCAUUUUGGUAGGCUUAUUUUAAUGAAAUCCAAGCCUUGUAAAGGUGCGUGCAAUGUGCUCCUUCGGGAUCUUUGUGCCCAUGAUAGAUUCUUGGAGGCAUUCGAUUGCUUUAUAAGGAUCAAUGAUGCUGGAACUUCUAUAAGUUGUUGGUGUUACAAAAUGCUGAUCGAUGGAUUAUGCUUUAGUGGGUACUUGGAUGAGGCCCUUGAUGUGUUUGAUAUAAUGUGUGAUAGAGGGAUGCCACCUACUGGACAUUUGUACAAAUCACUAGUUUAUGGUUUUUGUAAGAGAGGUCGGGUUGAGGAGGCCGAGUUGCUGAGUAUAGAAAUGGAGUCCCAAGGUCUAUGUCCAGAUAAAAUUAUGUACACUUCUCUUAUUUUUGAGUAUUGCAAGAGCAAGAAAAUGAAAAUGGCUAUGCGGUUAUUUUUUAGAAUGCUCAAAACGAGGUGUGACCCAGAUACGUAUACUUAUAACACACUAAUACACGGGUUUGUUAAUUUGGGUAUGUUUGAUAAAGGGUGGCUGUUACAUAAUCAUAUGGCUGAAACUGGGAUAGAACCUGAUGUAGUAACUUACCAUAUUAUGAUUAGUAAGUACUGCAAGGAACAGAAAGUUGAUUGUGCUUUGAUGCUUUUAAACAAUAUGACUCAUGGCAAUAUCACUCCCAAUGCGCACUAUUACACAGUCUUGUUGGCUGCACUUCAUAAAGAGAACAGGUUUGUUGAGGCUGAUGAAUUAUUCAUCAGGAUGGUAAAAACUGGGGUUGUUCCUGAUCAUGUACUGUAUUUUACUCUUAUCAAGGAGUACCCAAAUGGGAAAGAGCUUCAUCUUGCUCUCAUGAUUUUGCGGGCAAUAGCCAAGAAUGGCUGUGGUAUUGACCCUCCACCUCUCUCGACCUGUGCUACUUCUGAUCCUACAACUGAUUUGGAGCUUGGCAUUGAGCAUCUGUUGGGGGAAAUUGGGAGAAGAAACUCGUAUUUGGCUGACAUUGCUUUCGGUGUAUAUAUUAUUGCAUUGUGUGCCCGAGGGAAAACAGAUGUUUCUUUGCUUUGGAUGGAUAAAAUGGAAAGUAUCGGAUGCCAGCCUUUGCUUUCAACUUAUAACUCCGUGAUCAAGUCUCUUUGCCAGGAGGGGCUUCUUGAUGAUGUCAAGUCUCUGAUUGACCUCAUGCAAGACAGGGGAAUGGUUCCGAAUCUAGCAACUUACCUGAUAUUGGUAAGUGAAAACUGUAAGCGUGGUAACUUUGCAUCAGCUUUUAAUGUUCUGGACCAAAUGGAUGAAAUGGGAGUGAAGCCUAGUGUUGCUAUUUAUGACUCAAUUAUAGGUUGUUUAAGCAGAAAAAAAAGAAUAUUUGAAGCAGAAGAUAUGUUUAAGAGGAUGCUUGAGGAUGGUGUUGAUCCUGAUGAAGUCAUCUGUGUCACAAUGAUUAAUGCCUACUCCAAAAAUGGGAAAGCUAAUGAAGCCCACCAACUUUUUGAGAAGAUGGUAGAACAUGGUAUUCUUCCCAAUUCUCAUGCUUACACGGCACUUAUAAAUGGGCUAGUGAAGAAAAACAUGACUGAGAAAGGUUGCCUAUACCUUGAUAGAAUGUUGGAAGAUGGUUUUAUGCCUAAUAGGGUGCUUUAUACCUCUCUUAUCAAACAAUUCUUGAGGAAAAGAGAGUUGGAAUUUGCCUUUAGAUUGGUUGGUUUGAUGGAAAAUAGUCAGAUUGAGCAUGACCUGAUUUCUUGUAUUACAAUGCUCAGUGGUGUUUGCAGAAAUAUUUCAUGUGCAACAGGAACAUGGCACAUGGCACAUCGGAAGUCUGAAAGGGAAAAAGAAAUGUUGUUCCAUUUGCUCCAGCGGAAAAGUUUGGUGCCCAUGAAAGAUAGUUUGAGAAUUUCAAUUAGUUCUUUUGAAGAAAAAAGUUUAUUUGCAUUGAAGUUGAUGCAAAAAGUUAAAGCCUCAAGAUUUAUGCCGAAUUUGUACCUAUAUAAUGCUAUGAUAUAUGGGUCUUGUUGGGCGAAUAGGAUGCAAGAUGCAUAUGGUCAUCUUGAAUUGAUGCAAACAGAGGGGGUAGUUCCCAAUCAGGUGACUUUCACUAUUCUCAUUGAUGGGCAUAUGCGAUUAGGUGAAACAGACUGUGCCAUUGGGUUGUUCAAUAAGAUGAAUGCAAAUGGUUGUGCUCCAGACAGAAUUGUCUACAGCACCUUGAUACGAGGCCUUUGUAGGGCUGGAAGACUACUCGAUGCAUUGUCACUCUCACAUACAAUGCGUAAACGAGGGUUUUCUCCUUCCAAGAAUUCUUAUGAAUAUUUACUCAGUGGUCUUUGUGCUGGUGGUUCGAGUGUUCAUGCCAUGAGGAUUUGCGAAGACAUGCUUGCCCAUGAUUUUGUACCUUGCCGAUAUAAUCGUAACUGGUUGCUUGGGAUAUUAUGCGAAGAAAACAAAUUGCGUGAAGCCGUAAUGAUACAUGAUAUGAUUCUGACUAGAGGAAAUUUUCUAUAUGAAUCUACACAGAGGCUUCUGACAGAAUCAUGCUAUAGGCAAAGAGAACUGGAACUGAUCUCAUGAUUGAAGGAAAAUUGUUGUGCAUGCUGAGGAUAACACAAAGUUUUCCAUUUUGCAGUACAUCAUUGAGCUCGCAUGUCUGGGAUUUUGGGAAAUAUUAAAGCUUAUGAAUCCCUUCUGCAGGAUUGCUAAAUAGGCCUUGUUGUGCAUCUGACAACCAUCAGUUCUGCCUAGGUCUGGCUGGAAGAGUAUGGUGAAUGAUACAAAAAGACAAGUGAACAUGUAAUGAUUCCAUCAAAGAUAAAACAAUAGAAGUAAGGCCAUUCCAUUUUAACAACAGACCCACACCCUAGUUCCAUAGCUUUUGAUCGCUAUCCCCAAGGAUAUUUUUCUAAUCUCCGGAGGGAAAGGUGCUUUCCCUUCUGGGCAGUUGUGACAAGGAAUUGAAGCUUCCAAUAUUGGGCUAGGUAGCCAUGUGUUCUAGUCUUCUGAGCUACAGGUCCUACUUUUUCUCAGCUAAUGGAAAAAUGUAGUGGCUUGCCAUAGAUUCACAGCCUGCAGUGAAUUCUGCAAUGUUGAAGCAGACAAGUGAAGCCCAGAACCUACUUCCACCUGAACACGAAAUUCACUAUUAGAGACGGGUUUGUAAAAUUCAACGUGUAACACAAUCAAAAUUGUACAGCAAUCUAACCAGUGUGCGUGGAGGAAAAGUUCAAGUUCUUCAUAGAUCUGGUUCAGAAAGCUAAAGAACAAGCAGUGUGUAAGCAACCAAUGGUGAAGCUGUUAGCCAUGCACACAAUUAUGCCUUCCUCAUUCAUCAAAUCUGAUGACCGAGCGGCAAAGGCCCAUAUGUUUCAGAGCUGAAAGAGAACUUUGAUUGCUUUUUCUUUUCAUAUUCUUCCAGUGAUGCCAUUUCAGUUUUGUGCCUUCAAAUAUACAUACAAUCAAAUACGAAUAGAGAAGAAAUUUAUCGACGUGAGACCCUGUGCUCCAUAAGAAAUGAUGUGAAGGCAUUGCAUAAGCGAUCUAAAUGGCACAUGGUACAGGACGUGGCAUGGGAUGAAAUGACGCAAGAGGAUCCGGUUCCAUUUUUAGAUGCCGAGAUCCUUGACAUAGAUAAGUAAAUUGUUUGCCGCGGUUUUUGUUGAGGAAACAUGUUGGAAAUGAUUAUUCAGAAGAGAUACAUUGUGUGUGAUGUUAAUUAUAUUGCUGGUGAUACUUAUUUUCUUCUGUAUAAAUUAGCUCUUAGUUAGGCAGCAAAGGAAGUGAUGAUCUCUUGGCAUACCUAUUUUGCUUGUUAUGUGCCUAUACUAAUGUGUAGUUUUGUUGAA